This is a messenger RNA of Lucilia cuprina (Australian sheep blowfly), 2948 nucleotides long. Its product is annotated as membrane alanyl aminopeptidase-like. Gene Ontology annotation, cellular component: cytoplasm. Gene Ontology annotation, biological process: peptide catabolic process; proteolysis. The record is from RefSeq and is a predicted model, not a curated record. The coding region runs from base 528 to 2291 and encodes 587 amino acids. The transcript is spliced from 7 exons. NCBI's taxonomy places the organism in Eukaryota, Metazoa, Arthropoda, Insecta, Diptera, Calliphoridae. Gene Ontology annotation, molecular function: zinc ion binding; metalloaminopeptidase activity; peptide binding.
CAAUUCCGAAACCUAUAAUUUGACCAAUAAAAUAUCUAUUUCUCAGAUUAGGCUAUCGAUAAAAACCUGCAAUCAAAUGCCAAUUAUUAAAUCAGAUUAGUUAAUCUAAUGUUUUUGAGCACAAGAUUAAACUUCACAGUGUUGCCAUACAGAACAAUAGUAAACGUCACUGUUUGUUAUCAAAACAACGCAUGUUUUAUGAAAAAGAAGAAGACAAUUGUAAAUGUAAUAUGAAAAUCAAUAAAAACUUAAAUUUAAAACAAAAUAAUAUAUUGUGAAAUUGAAUGAUAUUCGGAAGAACAAGGAAUAUAAUGAAACUACGCGGUCAAAAAAUGGAAGACAGUUGAUUAAAUUUUGAAAAACUUCCGGUCGGCAAUAGCACCUAUAGAAGUGAAGUGAAUAUAACUUUAUGGACUUCAAAGGAUUUCAUUAAACAAAUUUCAGUGCAUAAGAAUGAUAUUGAUAUUAAAACUGUGAGGUUAUAUGACAAUUUCCAUGGGGAAAUUCAACAAUUUAAAGACCAAGAAAUGAUUUACGUUACAAAAACUCAUCAAUUGUUUUUAAAUCUGUUAAAGCCCCUGAAACCAGAACUAAAUUAUACUUUAAAUAUAAAAUAUUCCGGAAAUAUACGUAAUGAUGCUUAUGGACUUUUUAGAUUUAGUUAUGAUAAUAUAAGCUGGCAAGCUUUGACAUUAUUGCAGCCAAUAGGGGCUCGUCUUAUUUUGCCUUGCUUUGAUGAACCCGAAUUUAAAGCUAAAUUUAGAAUGAAAAUUAUAAGACCUUACAACUAUAGAAGCUUUUUUAAUACCAAAUUGUUAAAAACGGUAACUUUAAAUAAUUAUCUUGAAAUGGAUAUCUUUGUUUACACUCCCAUCAUGUCUUCCUAUUUGCUGGCUUUUAUGAUUAGCAAUUAUGUUUCCUAUGGUGAUAAUGAAAUACAGAUGAUAGCUCCCAUAGAGAUAAUCAAUAAAACCUAUUUUUCUUAUGAAGUGUUUGUGAAAUCAUUAAAUUUUUGCAAUUCCUUUUUUCCCAUGACCUAUCAGCAACUUGGCAAUACCUUAAUGCAAGCAACCAUUACAAAUAAGUAUAAAUAUUUAGCUGUGGAAAAUUGGGGUCUAAUAGUUUUUCGAGAUUAUAUAAUUUAUCAAAUACCCUAUUAUAAAGAUGAUUCGGUUCGUAAGCAUAAAUCUAUUGGCACCAUAAUACAUGAAGUGGUCCAUAUGUGGUUUGGUAAUAGUGUAACACUUAAAUGGUGGAGCCAUUUUUGGUUAAAUGAAGCAUUUGCUCGUUAUUUUGAAAUUAUUAUAGGAGAUAUGUUAUAUCCCUUUUAUAAAUUCGAACAACAAUUUGUUAUUAAUAAACUGCAUUCUGUACUUGAUAUUGAUGCUAAAACGAUGAGUGAACCUUUAACCAGUCGUGAGAUGAAUGUAAAUACUCCCUUAGAGAUCAAUUCUAAAUUAAAUCGGAUCACUUAUGAGAAAGGAGCUGCUGUCUUGCGCAUGUUUAGCAAUGCAAUGGGCAGAAAUAAUUUUAAUAAGGCCAUGAGAGAUUAUGUAAAAGAGAAUCACCUCAAAAACACACAACCGCAAGAUGUUUUCAAACAAUUAAGAAACUAUUGGCCCAAAAAUCAUCAAGUAAAUUUAAAAGAGUUCUUUCAAGAUUGGACAGAACAACCUGGUUAUCCCCUGCUAAUAAUAACAAUAACUAAACGCCGUGAAUAUCUCUUAAAACAACAACGUUUCCUAAUUAAGGAUAUGAAAAAUAUAAAGUUUUCUUCUUCCUUAACAUACACCAUACCAAUUACCUAUACAACCGAUAAGGAAAACGAUUUUCAAAUUCUAACUCCAAAAUUCUACUUUAAUAAAACUCUUUUAAAACUGAUCUUUGGAAAUGCAGAUCAAGACAAGUGGUUAAUAUUAAAUCUUCAACAAUCCAGUUACUGUCGUGUAUUAUAUGAUUCUGUAUUGUUGGAAAGAUUACGACAAGCUUUCUUAUCUUACAAACAUUCCGGAAUACAUGUAAUUAAUCGUGCCAGUAUGAUCAAUGAUCUAUUCACAUUUGCCCGAGAAGGUUUGUUGGAGUAUAAACAAGUUUUCCAUUUUAUGGAAUAUUUAGCUCAAGAAAGUGAAUAUUUACCAUGGAGAGUUGCUUUAAAAGAAUUAAAUACAGUUCGCAAAAGUUUCAAUCAACAACAACGCAACAAAUUUGCUGCUUAUAUUUCAAAACUGCUUGAUAUUGCUUAUCGAAAUUUGGGUUUUGAGAAAUCAAAUAUUUCUAUUUGGGAUAAAUAAAAAUAGACUAAAACAACUCGUAUUACCGAUUUAAAAAAAAAAAAACUUUAUAUUGUGCUGCUAUCGAAAGAAUAUAUAUUUGGAAAAGUAUUCUAAUAAAUGUAUCACUAUUAGAAUAGAAUUGGUUCAAAAAAUCUCUUUACUACUUUGGCACUAUAAUUUUUCACUUUAUUUCUUUUUUCUCAUAUGCCGUAAACAGUUUUAAUAAUAAUCCACAUACCUUUAAGUUUUGAACAUAUUUGAACAAUCACUUAUGAAAACAUAGUUAAACUAUAUUAUUCCGGAGUUAUGUGUGUAACAUUUUGCAACACAGCAUGUUAUUCUUAUAACUAAAAUACUUGUACAUGAAUAUAAUGUCAUUUUCUUGUAUAUAAUUAGAGAAACUGUGAAGGAGUGAGAAUCUAAGCAAUCAUGGUGAUUGAAAUAUACACAGUGAUUUUGAAGGAUUUCAGAUAAAUUACGAAAAAAAUAAAUAUCAAUACUAUAAUAAUAUCAUAACUAUUGUUAAUUUAAACUCGUUUUGUCAUUCCGUUAGUAAUUUGUACAAUAUAAUUUUCAGAUCCUGUAGUUUUAGAUAUCCAAGUACUUUUAGAUAUCGAAGUCGAUUUUGCCAGAUCUGUCUAUCUGUAUGUUUGUUGAAAUAAAUUUUCUAAAAAC